This is a messenger RNA of Prorocentrum cordatum, 153 nucleotides long. Lineage: Eukaryota; Dinophyceae; Prorocentrales; Prorocentraceae. The record is from the annotation of a GenBank genome assembly.
GCUUUCCAGCGGCAGGCCCGCGCGCCCCAGCGCCCCAGCGACGCUUCAUUCGGGCUUCUGCGGGCUAUGGGCGCCGUCGAGGGCGUCGGCGCGGUCGCGCAGUUGCUCGCGUUCCAUCGGCAGGGCUCGGACGCCGACCUUCGGAUUGAGAGC